Molecule: messenger RNA, 2637 nt
Organism: Rhinolophus ferrumequinum (greater horseshoe bat)
Lineage: Eukaryota; Metazoa; Chordata; Mammalia; Chiroptera; Rhinolophidae
Gene: NIF3L1
Product: NGG1 interacting factor 3 like 1
Exons: 7
Coding region: 173-1306 (377 amino acids)
Cellular component (GO): cytoplasm; mitochondrion
Source: RefSeq, a predicted model, not a curated record
AUUUAGAAGAGUCUGGAGAAUGGAGAACUAUCAGGAUGUGGAAUGUGCAGAGUGGAAGUGGUAUUAUAAGGACCUGAGAAGAUCUUCCAGUACCCCAGGCUUGAGUGGUUAAUGGAGGCGCCCCAUCACUUCAAAUCCUAUAUUGAAAUACUCAGUUUUACCUGAUUUCUGUAUGUUGUCAUCUCGUGUACACCUGGUCCGCACGACAGUUCGGCUAGUUCAUUCCCUGAUCUGCAAUUCUUCCUGUUCCUUCAUGGAUUUGAAGGCUCUCCUUUCCUCCUUGAAUGAUUUUGCAUCCCUGUCGUUUGCUGAGAGUUGGGACAAUGUUGGAUUACUGGUGGAACCAAGCCCGCCACAUACUGUAAACACACUCUUUCUGACCAAUGACUUGACCGAGGAAGUGAUGGAGGAAGCUCUGCAAAAGAAGGCUGAUCUCAUUCUCUCCUACCAUCCACCUAUUUUCCAACCUAUGAAGCGCAUAACCUGGAAAACCUGGAAGGAGCGCCUGGUGAUUCGGGCUCUGGAGAACAGAGUCGCUAUUUACUCACCUCACACAGCCUAUGACGCUGCACCCCAGGGAGUCAACAGCUGGUUGGCUAAAGGGCUUGGAGUUUGCACCUCCAGGCCCAUACAUCCUUCCAAAGCACCCAACUAUCCCACGAAGGGAACACACAGAGUAGAAUUCAAUGUUGACCACACCCAAGACCUGGACGAAGUCAUUUCUACAGUGAAAGGAAUUUCAGAUGUUUCUGUCACUUCUUUUUCUGCUAGGACUGAUGGUGAAGAACAAACACGGAUCAGUCUGAAUUGUAGUCAGCAAGCUUUGAUGCAGGUGGUGGCUUUUCUUUCCCAGAACAGACAACUUUAUCAGAAGACCGAAAUUCUGUCACUGGAGAAGCCUCUGCUUCUACAUACUGGAAUGGGACGGUUAUGCAUACUGGAUGAAUCUGUCUCUUUGGCAACCAUGAUUGAGCGAAUCAAAAGGCACCUAAAACUAUCUCAUGUUCGCCUUGCUCUUGGGGUAGGGAGGACCUUAGAGUCCCAAGUCAAAGCUGUGGCCUUGUGCGCUGGUUCUGGGAGCAGUGUAUUGCGGGGCACAGAGGCCGACCUUUAUCUCACAGGUGAGAUGUCCCAUCAUGAUAUUCUGGAUGCUGCUUCCCAAGGAAUCAAUGUCAUCCUUUGUGAACACAGCAAUACUGAACGAGGCUUUCUUUCUGAUCUUCGAGAUAUGCUGGGUGUUCACUUGGAGAAUAAGAUUAAUAUUAUCCUGUCAGAAACAGACAGGGACCCUCUUCAUGUGGUAUAAUGCAUACAAGAACAACAGGAUGGCAGUCUACAAACCAUUUCACUCCUAACUCAAAUGCGUAACAUGAAAUCAGUGAAGUUGGUAUCCUUCUGAAAGAAUGUCUUAGAAUGUACAUUAUGGUUUGUUAAUCUGCUUCACCAAAUGUUCUGUAGCUUAUGUGGUCAAAACUGUAAUGUAGCAAUCAUUAAAGAACAAAUAUUCAUUAUAAAGAACAAAUAUAUUAUAAGCUUUAGGCAAGAGCAACUAAAAUCUGUUAGUCGUGGGAAGUAGUUCCAAGUAAUCGCCUUAGCUUAAUUAUAGAUGGGGUGUGUCAUUCUAAAUCUUUCUGCCCUUGGUUAAUUUUAAAAUAUACUUUAAAAACUAGGGAUUGGAACACUUUAUUUCUAGAUAGUAGCCUCUAGGAUCUAGGAGAUGAUAUGGUCUGUCUGUAUAUUCCUGUUUCUAGAUCAUAAUCUUCCCCCCUAAAUUUCAGAAUCAGGAAGAGAUUUAUUAUGAUGAGGUGUUUUUUUUCCCCUUAACAUACAUAUAACUUAUUUUAUUGCUUUUUAGGUAACUUACCUAUAAUUUUAUUAGUAAUAUAUAAAGAUGCUUGACUUUCAAAUACUACUAGUGGUUACUUAUGCAAUAUUAAUUUUGUGCCAGGCACUCUAGGUGGUUUAUAAACAUUUUCAAUCCCUUAUAAAAAGCAUAUAGGUUUUAGUCCCAUUUUUACAGAUGAGCAAACUGAAACAGCUGUCUCCCCUCCUAGAAUGUAGGAAAAUACAUUCUGAACAAUUCUACUGGUUCCACAUUUGAAUAGCUGGGGUGGGGGCAGAGGGGGAGUAGACUUCUAAAAGUUUUCUUGGUAAUUUUUUUAGUUUUCUUAAUUUUUUAAAAAGUUAAGCAAAACCUAUUAACCAUCUCCAAAACUCACUGAUUUUGUAUACAAAUGAAAUGUUCAUGUGUUAAAAUGACAAACAUGAUGCAAAGAAAGUCCAGUUUCUGGAGGAGUAGCACAAGAACUAGAACUCCCUCAUAAGGAAUUCAGUCUUAACGCCAAGUUUGUGGAGUGUAAAUACCUGUUUUACACAUCCCUUAUGCCUUUUUUGGCCCAUUUAUUUAGCAAUUUUAUUAAGAGCAGCCAGAAGAAUCUUUCAAGCUUUCAGGUCUGUUCAGUCUUGACAGAAGCAAGUAACAGCAAAAAUUGGAGUCUUACCAGUCAAACUCUGGUUAGAGCUUAACGACAUUGAUACUGAAACAAGUUAAAGAAGAGCACAUAAUUCUGCUACAAUCUUCAUCAUAUCUGUAAGAUGCACCCAAAAUUUUUGAGGCACUUCAAGAUGUUUUUAGUU